Messenger RNA from Gadus macrocephalus (Pacific cod), 1614 nucleotides. RefSeq names its product TIP41, TOR signaling pathway regulator-like (S. cerevisiae) (gene tiprl). The coding region runs from base 246 to 1061 and encodes 271 amino acids. The record is from RefSeq and is a predicted model, not a curated record. Lineage: Eukaryota; Metazoa; Chordata; Actinopteri; Gadiformes; Gadidae. Gene Ontology annotation, biological process: TOR signaling. The transcript has 8 exons. Gene Ontology annotation, cellular component: cytosol.
UAAUGCAAACUGCUUUGUAAAACAAUACUAUGUAUGUAGACAUUUAUAUGUUAUAUUAAUGCCAUUUUUAUUGACUCAAUGACCAACCGUAGAACGACGUAUAUCGUAUAUGUCUCAUGGGUGGCUGUAAUGUAAUCGACCAUACGGAAUAAAUGUUGAGGAAACGGACAGCAGUCGGACGACAUAUACAAACACUCCCGAUACCAACGCUAAUCAACUAAACCUGAGACGCAUUUCUUUCGUGGAUGUUUGCCCAAAUUCUAAACAUGACGUCACAUGGAUUUAAGAGCAGUAAACAGGACUUUGCAUUUGGACCGUGGAAAGUGACUGCAACCAAAACACACAUCAUGAAGUCAAAGGAUAUUGAGCAUCUGGCAGAGGAUAUGAACCUGCCUUCCCUUCCAGAGAUGCUGUUUGGGGACAACGUCCUGCGGAUUCAGCACGCCGACGGCUACGGCAUUGAGUUUAACGCCAUUGACGCUCUGAAGAGAGUCAAUAACAUGGAAGACUCUGUCAAAGUCGCCUGCGCACAGGAGUGGCAGGAGAGUAGGGCAGAUUCAGAACACUCCAAAGAGGUGGUGAAACCCUACGACUGGACAUACACUACAGACUACCGGGGCACCUUACUAGGGGACACGCAGAUCACAGUGAGCGAGACGUCAGACCGGAUCGACCUGGAGAAGCUGAAGGCCCGUGAGCAGAUCAUGUUCUUUGAUGAAGUGCUGCUGUUUGAGGACGAGCUGCACGACCACGGGGUCUCCAUGAUCAGCGUCAAAAUAAGGGUCAUGCCCACCAGUUUCUUCGUGCUGCUGCGGUUCUUCCUUCGAGUGGACGGAGUUAUCAUCCGGAUAAACGACACGCGGCUCUACCAUGAGGCGGGAUGUGAAUACAUGCUCCGGGAGUUCAGCACAAAAGAAAGCAAAAUUGCAGACCUUAAGGACGUUCCUGCUUGUAAAUACACAGAUCCCAAUGAGAUCGCUCAGUACCUGACUUUAAAGCUGAGCAAGUAUGAAAAGCUGGAGCUCCCUUUGAAUGAAUCCCAGACAACAAUUGCUGAAUGAAAUGUGUGUGUGUGUGUGUGUAUGUGUUUGCGCGCACGUCUGUGCACGUAGUGGGUUUUUGUAUAUAAAACAAUGGUUAAUGUCGAGAAGGAUUUGCAACAGUUUUCAUUUCAAGUGGAACUUCAAGUGAUCGUAAAUACAAGCACGGUACCUGCGAAUAAUUCACCAGAUAAGGGUUUUUACAUUAUUUUAUGCUUUCUUACAAACGUUUUAACAGAUAAUAAAAGGCAUUCUAUUUUCCAAAAGCAUUUGAUGCAUCAAAUCAUUAGUUUGCAUAUGUUGAAUAUAACAUGCAUAAAAUACAAUCCCCCGCAUGCUUUCUCAACAUUUGUAGUUGAUCUUGACUCUUGACUUCUGAUGUUCACGGAGCUUUUGAUAAAAGUGACUGCCAGGUUUAUUCCAUAGGACAGCUGAAUGAAAUACCACCCCCAACAUUUUGAACUAGCACAAAAAGAACAUUAAUUUUACUUUGCUAUUAAAUGUACUUUAAACUGAUGAAAUGUGUAGAAGUAAGGAAUGUUUGUUGAUGAUAAUAAAAUGUAUUGACAAUUUA